Messenger RNA from Humulus lupulus (European hop), 851 nucleotides. RefSeq names its product protein DMP4-like. The record is from RefSeq and is a predicted model, not a curated record. Gene Ontology annotation, biological process: endomembrane system organization. Lineage: Eukaryota; Viridiplantae; Streptophyta; Magnoliopsida; Rosales; Cannabaceae. The transcript has a single exon. The coding region runs from base 22 to 666 and encodes 214 amino acids.
ACAUAUAUACUAUAGCCAGCCAUGGAAAUCAAGGUUGAUUCUCUGCCAAAAUCCCGAAACGACGUCGUUAAAGAUGAGGAAGAACAAAAGCUCCCACUUCUGAAAGACGAGGCUGCACCCACGAAAACCCUAGUCCAGAAAGCCAUAAGCCAAACGUUCGAGAGCACAGCCCACUUAGCCAAACUUCUACCGACCGGGACGGUUCUGGCUUUCCAGCUCUUGGCGCCCAUUUUCACCAACCAAGGCCAGUGCGACCCGGUCAGCCGGGCAAUGACGGCGGGCCUCGUGGCCCUGUGUGGAGCGUCGUCGUUUUUGCUCUGCUUCACAGAUAGUUUCAAGGAUAAGAAUGGAGAACUCGCCUACGGCUUCGCCACGUGGCGGGGCCUGUGGAUCAUUGAUGGGUCGACCACGCUUCCGCCGGCGGAGGCUUCGAAAUAUCGUCUUCGUUUCAUCGAUUUCAUGCAUAGUUUCAUGUCGUUGCUUGUGUUUGUGGCCGUUGCUCUGUUUGAUCAGAAUGUGGUGAGUUGCUUCUAUCCAACGCCGUCGGAUGAGACGGAGGAGGUUCUGACGGCGCUGCCCGUUGCGAUUGGUGUGUUUUGCAGUAUGUUGUUUGUCGUUUUUCCGACCAAGCGCCACGGCAUCGGCUUCCCCCUUACAGUCAGUUGAUUUUUGUUUUGAUUUUCAUUGGUUGGGGGUGAUCCAUGUUCUUGUAUAUUUCAUAUUUACAAUUGUAUAUCAUCAAUUUUUAUUUUAUAAUUAAUUUAUACAUAUAUAUAUAUAUAUGUAUACAUACCGAUUUGGUGGAUUUUGUGAAAAGAAAGUGGUGAAAAAGACUUUUUUUUUUUUAGUUA